Messenger RNA from Nycticebus coucang (slow loris), 3280 nucleotides. RefSeq names its product leucine rich repeat LGI family member 4 (gene LGI4). Gene Ontology annotation, biological process: myelination in peripheral nervous system; neuron maturation. The transcript has 9 exons. The record is from RefSeq and is a predicted model, not a curated record. NCBI's taxonomy places the organism in Eukaryota, Metazoa, Chordata, Mammalia, Primates, Lorisidae. The coding region runs from base 621 to 2234 and encodes 537 amino acids. Gene Ontology annotation, molecular function: protein binding.
CCUGGUGGCACCUCCCCCUCGCAUAGGGCCAUCCAGUCCCUUCCCCAGAGCUGCUCCUCCUAUGGCCUCUUGACCCCUUCCUCCUUCCUACUGCUUUGCCGGACACACCGGGUGCCCAGCGAGCCCCUUUCCCAAACCUCAGGGAGCAGGGGCGUGGGAAGAGGCAAAAAACUGCAGGGAACUGGGAAGGGCGGGCAGAGAGACCAGGAAUAAAGACACCAGAUAGAAACACACACAUACACACACACACACACACACACACACACACACCCUCACACACCCGCUACCAGAUGAUAGAGACCUAAAGAACAGCAGAGGAAGAGAGAGAAACAGAGACAAAGACAGAAUUAGAGAGAGAAAGAGACAGCAUAGGAAACAGGCGAAUUCACAGAGUUAGAAAUACAAAGAGACAGAAAGGGACAGAAAGAGAAACAGAAAAUUAGAUACCAAAGAGAUACAGGGAGAAAGACAGACCAGGCUGAGAGAAGGGCUGAGAAAGAGGCGGCAGAAGCUGGGCAGAGCGUGCCAGCAGGCGGGUGGAGGGGCGCCUGGCAGAGGAGAUGUAGUGCCCUGCGGGCUGGGUGGGCAGAGAAGCAGCUGCCUCAGCGGAGGUGGGGGGCAUGGGCGGGUCAGGCGUUCUGCUGCUGCUGCUGGCCGCUGUGGGGAUGGGGGUGGCCUGGAGACCCCCAAAGGGGAAGUGUCCUCCCCGCUGCUCCUGCUCCAAAGACAGUGCCCUAUGUGAGGGCUCUCUGGACCUGCCCGUGAACUUCUCCCCAACCCUGCUGUCACUCUCACUUGUCAGGACUGGAGUCACCCAACUGAAGGCUGGCAGCUUCCUGAGGACGCCGUCACUGCACCUGCUCCUCUUCACAUCCAACUCCUUCUCCGUGAUCGAGGAUGAUGCAUUUGCAGGCCUGUCCCACCUGCAAUACCUCUUCAUUGAGGACAACAAUAUCGGUUCCAUCUCUAAGAACGCUCUGAGAGGACUUCGCUCACUCACACACCUAAGCCUGGCCAACAACCAUAUAGAGGCCCUCCCUAGAUUCCUGUUCCGAGGCCUGGAGACCCUUACUCAUGUGGACCUCCGCGGGAACCCGUUCCAGUGUGACUGCCGAGUCCUCUGGCUGCUGCAGUGGAUGCCCACCGUGAACGCCAGCGUGGGGACUGGGGCCUGUGCAGGCCCUGCUGCCCUGGCCCACAUGCAGCUCCGCCACCUCGACCCCAAGACGUUCAAGUGCAGAGGCAUAGAGCUGUCCUGGUUCCAAACUGUCGGGGAGUCAGCACUGGGCGUGGAGCCCUUCUCCUACCAGGGAGAACCCCACAUCGUUUUGGCACAGCCCUUUGCCGGCCGCUGCCUGAUUCUCUCCUGGGACUACAGCCUGCAGCGCUUCCGGCCUGAGGAAGAGCUGUCUGCGCCUUCGGUGGUGUCCUGCAAGCCGCUGGUGCUGGGCCCGAGCCUCUUCGUGUUGGCUGCCCGCUUGUGGGGAGGCUCGCAGCUGUGGACCCGACCCAGCCCGGGCCUGCGCCUGGCUCCGAUGCAGGCACUGGCCCCUCGGCGGCUGCUGCGGCCCAACGAUGCUGAGCUCUUGUGGCUGGACAGACAGCCCUGCUUCGUGGUGGCUGACGCUUCCAAGGCAGGCAGCACCACACUGCUGUGCCGUGAUGGACCUGGCUUUUAUCCGCGCCAGAGCCUGCACGCCUGGCACCGGGACACCGAUGCAGAGGCCCUGGAGCUGGAUGGCAGGUCCCACCUGUUGCUGGCCUCGGCCUCACAGCGGCCUGUGCUCUUCCACUGGUCUGGUGGCCGCUUCGAGAGGCGCACAGACAUCCCUGAGGCCGAGGAUGUCUAUGCCACGCACCACUUCCAGGCUGGUGGGGAUGUGUUCCUGUGCCUGACACGCUACAUUGGGGAUUCCAUGGUCAUGCGCUGGGACGGCUCCAUGUUCCGCCUGCUGCAACAACUCCCCUCCCGCGGCGCCCACGUCUUCCAGCCUCUGCUCAUCGCCAGGGACCAGUUGGCUAUCCUGGGCAGCGACUUCGCCUUCAGCCAGGUUUUCCGGCUGGAGCCUGACAAGGGGCUCCUGGAGCCAGUGCAGGAAGUGGGGCCCCCGGCUUUGGUUGCGCCCCGGGCCUUCGCCCACGUCACGGUGGCCGGCAGACGCUUCCUCUUCGCCGCUUGCUUCAAGGGCCCCACGCAGAUCUACCAGCAUCGUGAGCUAGACCUCAGUGCCUGAGACGCAAAGCGAGCCUGGACGUGGCUUAGGAGACUGGCCCAGGACGUCUCGUGCCUCCAGACGCUUCCGUGGCUGACCUCCUGGCCUCAUUUGGUGCCAGGUCCUCUGAGAUGCUGACCACAGGCCAAGUUCAUCACCCACAGACCUAGACCUUAGCCCAUUGGAUCUUCCAAGUCGCCCUUGCAGUCUGAAGCAACAACUUGGCUGGAGCAGACACCCCACCAUCCAGAGGCAACCCACGCGCUCAGGCUGGGGCUGCAAGGAGCCCCUGAAAGUAGAGGGGAGACUGUCCAGAGCUCAGUAGGGUCUGGACGCGCCCCCCUCACUCCCACUUUCCCUGCUCCCUAAGAAAGAACUGAGGAGAUGGCUCUCCUUUACCCCUGCGCAGAGAGGAGCCCAGGCCUAGCUGAGUGCCUCUGACUGCCACCCGGCCACCUCCUGGGGCUGGGACUGGGCGGUUCCUGGGCACCGCCUCCGGGCCUCCUGCGCAUGCGCGGCAGAAGUUGGGCCUGUGGUGGGAUCCGGGCGUGUCUUGGCUGCCCAGAAGCCCCUCUCCGGGGCAGGACUGAGGCUAGGACAGUUUAAUAAAUGCUCUGUGCACCGUCUGUCCGGCUCCUGUGAGCUCUCUGGGACUGGGUGACUGGGACAGGGAAUGGGAAAGGGGCGGGUCCCUGGAGUAGCGCUGGGAUUGGGUUUGGAGGCGGCCCCAGGGACGCGCAGUUUGGCUGCGGGGAGCCACCCGGGGGGUCCUGUGGGUGCUGGCCUCAGGGGAUAUUUGAAGAAUGUAAGGGCAUGAUGAGGGAACAGGUUACGAGUUUAUUGUGGAUCUCUUUUGGGGGGUUAUGUCUCGAACCUUGCAGGAGAUAUUUUUGGGCGUUUUGAAGAGUUUUGGGCUUUUUAUGGGUUGGCUCAUGGGGACAUUUUGGAUACUUUAUUGGGUACUGGGGAAUCUCAGGGGAGUCUGAGGCAGGGAAGUUCUCACAGCAUGUGCCCAUAGUAUAUUAUUAGGGAUAUCACGGGAAUUAUUUAAAGGUCUCACAGGGAUA